CUGUGGCUCAGCGUGGCGCAUUUGACGUUUUCAGUUCAUCAUGCAUACCUUGCAUGCUCUUCUUCACCACUAAACCGCAUUGUCGCCCACGGAAUACUACACUUAACAGGUUAUCAGCAUCAAUCAGACCAUAGAGUUCAGAAGCAUCAUCAUCAUCAUCAUCAAUGGUGUGUCAACAACUAGCAGCCGGCACAUUUUCCCGUGUACGCUCAAUGAACUAUCUCCACAGCUCACAUCACGGCUGCAUAUGUAUGGCGUUUGUGAAGCUUGGAGGGGAGUUUUGCCAGGCACAGCACCUACUGCUCAUUGUGGACAAGUGAACAGGAGAACCAGAUACCACAACUGCCACUGUGGUACAGAGGUCUUUAUUGACAUCCUAUUGGACCCUUAUGAGGAAAAUUCACCUUACAAUCUCUUGCCUGUUCUGUGGGGUAGAGGAGGCUUUCCUUUCAUUCUAGGAUUGUCCUAUUCGCUCUCUGCUUCAGUCUGUACUUAUCAGGAGAAAUUAAUAUCCUGUCUUUGCCUUUUUUUGUUGACAUUGACAUUUUUAAAUCCAACCUCAAAGCCAGAUUUUUGCUGUUGCCAAGUAAUCUUUUUCACUUCAUUCGAAUCUCAAAUCCCCCCCUUUUUCUAUUAAGUGUAGUAAUUUAAGUGCCCCUUUUCCUGAGUGAAAAUACAGUGGUACUGGCUGUGUCAACAUUUUAGAAAAGCACACAAGACUUUACCUUUUACUUGUCAAAAUGAAUCGCCCAGCUCCAGUAGAAAUCUCUUAUGAUUGCCUGAGGUUUCUCAUUACACACAACCCCACCAACCAACAACUGGGAAAGUUCAUUGAAGAUCUUAAAAACUUUGGUGUGAACACACUUGUCAGAGUGUGUACUGCUACCUAUGAUAAAGCACCAGUGGAACAGGAAGGCAUAAAAGUUGUUGAUUGGCCAUUUGAUGAUGGCUCUGCCCCACCAGAGCAAGUGGUGGAUGAUUGGCUCCAUUUGCUGCAGACCAAAUUUAGAGAGGAGCCUGGAUCCUGUGUUGCUGUCCACUGUGUGGCAGGGCUUGGGCGUGCUCCGGUCCUGGUGGCUUUGGCCUUAAUCGAGUGUGGGAUGGAAUAUGAGGAUGCUGUGCAUUUCAUUAGACUGAAGCGCCGUGGAGCAUUCAAUGCUAAGCAGCUCUUGUAUCUGGAAAACUACAAACCUAAACUGUGUCUACGCUCCAAGGAUGGUAAUGGACAGAGCUGCUGCAUACAGUAGGAACUAUUAAUAUAUGCAGCACAUGUAUUGAAGGCUAUGUGUGUAGGAUUUAAAAGAGUUAAUUGUUUUAAUUGGAAACAUUUAUGCAAGAUGCAAACAUAAAAUGUAUAUGUUAUUAUUAUAACUAUCCCCACCUGAAGAGUCCUUGUCCUCUUUUAAUAAAUAUGUAGCAUACAGUCACAUAUAAUUCUCUGUGACACUGCAAACGACUCCUCGUUUUCUGAUGUCAGUGUCAGAGACUUCCUCGUACAGAGUAGUGCAACUUUAUUCUUUAAUUGCAACAUUUUGUUAUGCAGUCAGAAAUCAGCACAAUUCGUGUUAUUGUAUGAUAUGCAUAUUGUUUGCGGAUGCACAUGUGAAAUCUGCUGUAUUAAAUUGUACUAUGGUUGACAUUUCUACUGUACCUACUCUAUGUCCCAACCAUACAUGUCCCCUAAAUGGUAUAUGUGAAAAUUACGUCCUGCAUAACAGCACUGCUAUAAUAGAAGGUAGCCCUGUUAGUCAUACACUGAAGAAAACAAAAAUAUGUCCAAGAUAUGUACUUAUAGAAAAGUUUCCUCUACUACUCUGCUCUUAUCACCACUGCUACAAUACAGGCUGAUAUAUGCUCUAUGUCCAGCUCUGUACCUAUAGCUAUCUUUGCCAGCUGCUAUGUGUGUAAGAAACUUGGUCUUUGUGGAGUCGUGUUUAUAGGUUGCAUUUGAUACCCUUAUAUUCUAUUUAUACAUAUUUAUUUAUACCCACCGUGUUUCUUUGUGAUAAGAUGUCUGCUGGGGGAAAUGCUCUUAGUGUCUUCUGAUUAAUAAAGUGUUUAGUAAUGUAA
This is a messenger RNA of Periophthalmus magnuspinnatus, 2070 nucleotides long. Its product is annotated as protein tyrosine phosphatase type IVA 2-like. NCBI's taxonomy places the organism in Eukaryota, Metazoa, Chordata, Actinopteri, Gobiiformes, Gobiidae. The record is from RefSeq and is a predicted model, not a curated record. The coding region runs from base 741 to 1247 and encodes 168 amino acids. Gene Ontology annotation, biological process: protein dephosphorylation. Gene Ontology annotation, cellular component: nucleus. Gene Ontology annotation, molecular function: protein tyrosine phosphatase activity. The transcript has 8 exons.